Messenger RNA from Echinops telfairi (small Madagascar hedgehog), 6266 nucleotides. It is a transcript of the gene PDE5A, whose product is annotated as phosphodiesterase 5A. The transcript is spliced from 19 exons. Gene Ontology annotation, molecular function: protein binding; 3',5'-cyclic-GMP phosphodiesterase activity. Gene Ontology annotation, biological process: signal transduction. The coding region runs from base 39 to 2414 and encodes 791 amino acids. The record is from RefSeq and is a predicted model, not a curated record. Lineage: Eukaryota; Metazoa; Chordata; Mammalia; Afrosoricida; Tenrecidae.
UUACCUUCUCGUACUUUGUUAGGAAAGCAACCAGAGAAAUGGUCAAUGCAUGGUUUGCUGAGAGAGUUCACACCAUCCCUGUCUGCAAGGAAAGCCUCCGAGGCAACACGGAAUCCUGCUCUUGCCCCUCGCAGCAGACCACUCGUGCAGACAGCAGUGUCCCGGGGACACCGACCAGGAAAAUCUCCGCUUCUGAGUUUGACCGGCCCCUUAGACCCAUUGUUGUCAAAGAUUCCGAGGGGACUGUGAGCUUCCUCGCUGACUCAGAAAAGAAGGAACACAUGCCUCUAACCCCCCCAAGGUUUGCUCAUGAAGAAGGGGACCAGUGCUCGCAGCUCCUGGAACUAGUGAAAGAUAUUUCUAGUCAUUUGGAUGUCACAGCCUUGUGCCACAAAAUUUUUUUGCAUAUCCAUGGACUCAUCUCUGCUGACCGCUACUCCCUGUUCCUUGUCUGUGAGGACAGCUCCAAUGACAAGUUUCUUAUCAGCCGCCUCUUUGAUGUUGCUGAAGGCUCAACGCUGGAAGAGGCGUCAAAUAACUGUAUCCGCUUAGAAUGGAACAAAGGCAUUGUGGGACACGUGGCCGCACUCGGUGAGCCCUUGAACAUCAAAAAUGCAUACGAGGACCCUCGGUUCAAUGCUGAAGUGGACCAAAUUACAGGCUACAGGACACAAAGUAUUCUCUGUAUGCCAAUUAAGAAUCAUAGGGAAGAGGUUGUUGGUGUGGCUCAGGCCAUCAACAAGAAAUCUGGAAAUGGUGGGACAUUCACUGAAAAAGAUGAAAAGGACUUUGCUGCGUAUUUGGCAUUCUGUGGUAUUGUGCUUCAUAAUGCUCAGCUCUAUGAGACCUCACUGCUGGAGAACAAGAGGAAUCAGGUGUUGCUUGACCUUGCGAGCUUAAUUUUUGAAGAACAGCAGUCACUAGAAGUAAUUCUGAAGAAGAUCGCGGCCACAAUUAUCUCUUUCAUGCAGGUGCACAAGUGCACCAUUUUCAUAGCGGAUGAAGAUUGCUCUGAUUCCUUUUCUAGUGUGUUUCACAUGGAGUGUGAGGAGUUAGAAAAAUCAUCCGAUACUCUCAAAAGGGAACGUGAUGCAAACAAAAUCAAUUACAUGUACGCUCAGUACGUCAAGAAUACUAUGGAGCCACUUAAUAUACCAGAUGUCACGAAGGACAGAAGAUUUCCCUGGACAAAUGAAAACACCGGAAAUGUAAACCAGCAGCACAUUAGAAGUUUGCUUUGUACACCUAUUAAAAAUGGAAAGAAGAAUAAAGUGAUAGGGGUUUGCCAACUGGUUAAUAAGAUGGAGGAGAACACUGGCAAGGUUAAGCCGUUCAACCGGAAUGAUGAACAGUUUCUGGAAGCCUUUGUCAUCUUUUGUGGCUUGGGGAUCCAGAACACACAGAUGUACGAAGCAGUGGACAGAGCCAUGGCCAAGCAGAUGGUCACUCUGGAGGUUCUGUCAUACCAUGCUUCCGCCGCAGAGGAGGAAACAAGAGAGCUCCAGUCUUUAGCGGCUGCUGUGGUUCCGUCUGCUCAGAGACUGAGGAUCACUGACUUCAGCUUCAGUGACUUUGAGCUGUCCGACCUGGAAACGGCCCUGUGCACAAUCCGGAUGUUCACCGACCUCAACCUUGUGCAGAACUUCCAGAUGAAACAUGAGGUUCUUUGCAGUUGGAUUUUAAGCGUCAAGAAGAAUUAUCGGAAGAACGUUGCCUAUCAUAAUUGGAGGCAUGCCUUCAAUACAGCUCAGUGCAUGUUUGCUGCUUUGAAAGCAGGCAAAAUUCAGGGCAGGUUGACUGACCUGGAGACCCUUGCAUUGCUCAUUGCUGCGCUGAGCCAUGACCUGGAUCACCGCGGCGUGAAUAACUCUUACAUCCAGCGAAGCGAACACCCCCUGGCGCAACUCUACUGCCAUUCCAUCAUGGAGCACCACCACUUCGACCAGUGCCUGAUGAUCCUCAACAGCCCAGGGAAUCAGAUCCUCAGUGGGCUUUCCAUUGAAGAAUAUAAGACCACAUUGAAAAUCAUCAAGCAAGCUAUUUUGGCCACAGAUCUAGCGCUGUUCAUUAAGAGGCGAGGAGAAUUCUUUGAACUUACAGGAAAAAAUCAAUUCAGUUUGGACGAUCCUCAUCAAAAGGAGUUAUUUUUAAAUGCCCUAUCUUUGUGUGCAUGUCUAUGUCUGUGUUUUCAGGAUCUAAUGAACAGAGAGAAGAAAAACAAGAUACCAAGUAUGCAAGUUGGAUUCAUAGAUGCCAUCUGUUUGCAACUGUAUGAGGCGCUGACCCGGGUCUCCGAGGCCUGCUUCCCUUUGCUGGACGGCUGCCGCCAGAACAGGCAGAAGUGGCAGGCGCUGGCCGAGCAGCAGGAGAAGACGCUGCUGAAUGGCGAGAGCGGCCAGGCCAAGCGCAGUUGAGCGGCCUCUGGCUCGCAGAGGGGACAUUGAUGGAGAUGGUGUCUUCUGCCGGAAGACACACGUCUUGCUACCUACACACAGUACACAUUGAGUGUGUGCUUUGCCACUUCCUGCUCUCUCUAUAUAUGUUUUGUUUUUUUUUUUCAUUUUUGCACAACUUUUUGAGAGGCAAGCAUGAAGUGCUGCCAGGAGACGUCUUUUCUGUGACUGUUUUAUGCCACUCCGCCAAGCUGAUCAACGACCCCGCCCCCGGCGUGCUGAGAAGCCUGCCGUGUGUGGUCAUGUGUGCAUUCUUGCCCUGAGGGUGUUAUUUGCUUGGAGAUUUUAAAUAAUUGAUGUGUGUGUGUGGGGGGGGGGUGUUUUGUGUGGGUGUGGAUGUCGCCGUGGGUGUGUGUUUUCUGAAUUGCCAAUCUUUCGAGAGUGCUUGGGAUUUUUCGUUCUCAAAGACAGGCUAGGAGCAAAUGGAACGUCUUCUGUGACAUUGCAAGCCUUCCAAGGGCAGAGCAAAACACUGGCUGAGCGCACCUGAAUGGCAAAGAGGUCUAUUUGUCAACAGCGUUAUUACCUUACCAACAAUAACAACGGUCAGCCCCUCUCUAACAGACAGAAAAUGCUAUCCGACAGUAUGAGAAAGAGAAGGUAUUGGCUCACUGAUUUCUUUGCUGGCAGGCAGGAGAACUGUGUCAUUUCCAGGCAGUACAUUUAUUCCCAGGCUACUGAAAUCCUCUUCAGUCUGACCUCUCUGGUGUAAAAGCAGAGACUUCUGAAAAGAUCCAGGCCCGGUGGAGGGACAGUGAGCGUGAUGCAGAAAUGGGCCAGUGUUUAAUUCUGUCAGGGAAGGGAAACAUGGAGUCGGAAGACGCUUCUCAAAGUGUUUUCAACAUUGAACUUCCUUUUCUAAACAACUUUCUCAACUCUCUAUGGCUUUUAAGUCCGCAGCUUCGAUCUCCAGAGGGUACUGCGGAAAGGAGUUAAUUGGAGCACUGGCCGGAACUGAGAAAGGAAGCAAGUACAAAUGGAAUUCAUUUGCCUGUCAGGCAAAGUGUAGAGAAAAGUGUGAACUACAUAAACAGCCACAAGCUCUCCUCAACGCGGAGCUCAGAAAUGAACUCAAGGGAGCGGGCCUGACUAAAAUGCAGCAAGUCCUAAAAUCUGUGGUUGAGAAGCUGCAAUGCUUGGGCCUAGAGGACCAGUGAGCCCAGAAUCACAGAAAUUUAGGAAUCAUGAUAAACAACCACUAGCCCUCAAUUUGUAGCUAGAGCUAUUUUCUUCCCAUUCUUUUUAAUAUAGUGAAGACUGUUAGGGAAUUUGAACCCUUUCAGUCGAGUCCCAUAGACAUGUCUACCCUAAAUACACAUUUAUUCAGUGUUGGCAAAGUAGCCUAGUGAGUGAGCAAACUGGCCCAUGAAGGAAAGUAUGUUCCAAAUAUCCAAAAACCUUUGCAUUUUAGGAGAGUGAGAAAUGAGAUAGUUUUAUUCCUAUUCCCACCCACCCAAAAAAAAUGUGUCAUCUGAGUUUCUAUCACUAAUUUGAAUAGGGUAAUACAGCAAUCUCAAAAACCUUUCACCUAAAAGACAUUGUCUUUUCCUUUGAAAUCUUUUUUUCUCCUAAACUCUUGAGUGUCAACAUAUUUUCUCUACCUGUUUUUUGGUUUAUUUUAUUUUUAAUUCUGAAUGUGUGUAUAUAUAUCUGGUGACAUGUGGCUUCCUUACCUUGCGGGGUGGCGGGGGUGGGGGUAGAAGACGACAAACCGUAUUGCUGUUACUCUAGCUUAGGUCGUUAUCCACGGAGGUUGUUAUUGUUAUGAUGCUUGUAGUUUCUGUCAUCCAGACGUGUUCUGCAAGGUGGCCUCUUGGUGGCACUGGUGUGUAAAUUACACAGCCAGUCACUAGGACAAUUGUGCUAACAUACUGGUGUACACCUGUGCAUGCAUACAUAAGUUCUUAGUGGGAAAAGAAAAAUCGAUGAAGACUAGAGAUCUUUACAAGCUCUUUUUAUCACACAUAUCUAUCACCACAUACUCAGAAGUUUCUUGCAGGCCCCAGGAGCAUGUGUCCCUGAGAAUUCUUCGUGCAAGUCUGGUAGGUUGUGUGCCAAGGAUUUGGACACAUGCCAUUUUCAUAAGCAAGAUCUGUUUAGGAAUGCUUUGGUGUGCCUGGCUUUGCUGUUUAGAUAUUGAAAGAGUUGGGCAGUGCCAUGGCUGUGUCCUCUUGGAAAAAGAGGGCUUCUUUAGGACUGGAGAAUUGGUUCCAGGGAUUUUUUUUACCUGUUUGGAAAAUCACUUCACACUUGGCUCCUAUCUGUGGUACAUGGGCACAAAUGAAUUUUUUUAUUUUUUGGUCUUUGUGUGACUAUUUGCUUUCUAGAUCAGCCCUCCUUCCCCCUACCCUAUAUUUAUAUAACCCAUAACUCCAUAACUGCUGUAGAUCCAAAAAGUGGUUUAUUUUCCUUUGUUUGAGUUACAGUUGAGUAAUAGAAUACCAUUUAACUUCCAUUUUCAUCUAAAAACUGUAAGUGGCUAAAAGUGCCUGGCUGUGUGUUUUUCAAAAGGCUGGCCUUUGCUUCUCUGUGGGAACUUGUGUCCGACACUUCACCUCCAUGCACACAUACACAUACACACGCACGCACCCCUCCAGAGCAACUCGCACUAUUACUGGCAGCGGCUAAGCGGUUGUCUUCAAAGAGGACAUCCCAUAAGCUAGCUCCUGUGUAUUCAUCAGGCCCUGAAGACCACUGCCCACACGGGGAUGCCAGGCUGCCCUCCAGCAAUGCUCGUAGGUACUUCCGUUGCCUUUCCAAGGCCCUGACCACCAAACGGACGUGGUGAUUUACCUGGCAGAGAGCUCCGUUGAAGCACUUCACCUCAGGCAGAAGUUUCCUUCGGGGUAGGGUGGUGGUGGAGAGGACGCGGUGUAAGACAAUAGACUGGGUUCUGGGAGGCAACUGGUCACAGAGGCUGGACAUGGCCUGGCAGAGAAGUGCCUUUCUUUCCGGCAUGCAGCACCCACACGAGGACCCGCCUCGAGCUGACUGUCAGGUGUGCUGUGUCUCCUACCAGGUGGUUCUGCCAGCUCUUGGCAGACCUGAGUGGUGGGAGGGAAGCGAUGCCCUGCACACGGUGGUGGUGCACACACGGCAGCGUGGCUCCUGCGUACGAGGCCCUUCCCGAGCCCGGGGACCAGGGUGGGCUCUGCGCGAACAUGUGGAGCUCACGCUAAGAGGCCUGUCCGCUUCCGGCCCCGCAAUGUCCUCGCGCAGUGGCUUCCAGAAAUGGACGGAUCCGUUUGGCCGCAGACUCUGGCUGGUCUUGAACUUUUCCGCUUAUGGCGAGCGCUCCCCUGGUUCUCUGCGGUCACAGCCACCGGACCAGGCGCCCCCUGCUCGUCCAGCCACGGAGCCCGCACGCACCGCCUGCCCACCGGCUCCCCAGACUCGUGCGUCCCGGGGCAGCACGUCUUCGCCGAGCCGGUGAAAGCACUGCACAUAGUUGAAAUUUUUUUUUUUAAUUUUCUAUGACGGCCUAAGAAAAGCGAACCUUGUGAAUCAUCACUAGCCACUGUUCAUAUCGAUUUGUAUUCUUAUACCUUUUCAAUCUAUAUUGGACAAAUAUAUAGUUUCUGGCACUAUUUUUGUACUAGGAUUAAGGAGUUAACUCUGUAUAUUUAGCCGUUUGAAAUGGUCGUGUGUACGCAAUCCCACCCCAAAGGGGGGUCUCCCCACCCUCUGUUCCCUGCACGGCACCGGAUGCUUGGGGUGGUUGUCCAAAACUACUCACCUGUCGGUGAUCUCCGCAGUUUUGUUUUGUUUUGUUUUUAUGGCCAUGCUUUGUAAAAAUAAAAGACUGAACAAGUG